UAAAUUGCAACACCCACUCAAAAAAUCAGUACUGUAUUACUGGCAAAGGGAAGGGAGAAAAUCAUACUAUAUUUUUGUGGUUAUCUAACACACACACACACACACACACACACACACACACACACACACACCACCAGAAUAACUCCCUGCCUCGGCACUUUCUUCCAUAUAGAAUAGUAUAGCAUAGCACCCAUCAUUCUCACAUUUGCACUUUUCCCUUUCCGUUUCAUCUUCUUUCUGUCACCCAUUUUAGUGAAAGUUGUGGGGGUUAUUGAAGAUCUAUCUACCCAUGGAUUUCGAUACUAGCAGCACCGAGAUAUGGGAUUGGCAAUGUGGGGAAACUUUUCUUGAAGACAAUGAGAACUUUGGGCUGCAGCCUCAAACAGAUGUAUCAGGAUGUCUAUGGACUAGUGUAACUGAAAAUAAGGAAGAUAUUUCCUCCAUGUUUGAUGAUGAGACAACACCAGUAAAGGACUGUGGUGACUUGACUUUCAAUGUCAAGGAUGUUACACGCAAGAAAUUGGAGCAGUGCCCAGAACCUGCUAAAGUGGUAAAAAGACGCAGAAUGCUACAGUUUGACGCUGAGAUCCUGGAUGCUUCUGGUCCAAAUGAAGAUAUUGCGUUAACUUUCUUAAAAUCAAAGGAGAGGGAUGCAUAUUUUGAAGAAGCUAUAUGCGAUAUGUCAAACUGGUUGUCAGAAUGUGCAGAUGGUGCAACAUCUUCGGCACAUGAAGGCUUGGAUGAGUCAUCUGAAGAAUGGCUUACUGAUUGCUUUAAUGUUCCUGAAUUGCAGAUUGGUUCUGAGGAUAUGAGCACUUCUGGAGUAUCUGAUGUUCAAGCUGACACAAUGGGGGUUGUCAAUUCUCCGCCAGAAUGCGAGAUAACUAUGGUUAAAAGCAGUCCUGUUCCUACUCGUGGAAGCGUUGUUUUCAAAGGUAGGAAUUCAUACAUACAAACUCCCCAAAAAGGUGCAUCUUCUGUGGUGUACCCAUUUGGAUUUAUCAAACCCUGCAGCGUUCGAGGAGACAUGACUUUAAAAGAGAUCAACAAAAAAAUACACACUCCGCCACCAUCUAAAUCACAGCAAAGGAAAGAAGAUCCACCUUCUUAUCCGACGUCAGCUUUCUCCGGGAAGCCUGUCAUUGGCAAGACGAAAAUUCACACAGAGGGUGGAAGAGGCAGCAUUACUAUCAUGAGAACUAAAGGGUGAUCUUGAAAUGAUUUUUUCUUCGACAAACGUGAGCAUGGGAUUGCUCCAAAUUCCCUCCACAGUCCACAGAGCAACUUCAUGUUUUAGGUCUUCAGCACAUAAGUUGAGUUGUGAAUCAGUCUUUAUUAGGGGAGACAAUGGGGAUACUUGCUAGUGAAUCGGUCUCCCAUCAUUUUGGUAUCUCCAUGUAUAUUGGUUUGUUAGAUGAAUGGCUCCUAUCUUAUUUUGAUAAAUUAGCAAAUUCCUAAUCAAUUAGGCCAAUAUAAUUUUUGGAUACUUUUACUGUCAGGCAAUGUAAGCAUAAUGUUACUGGAUGCUAAAUAUGCAAUGUUAACUUAAGCAAGUCAUUUUGUA
Molecule: messenger RNA, 1564 nt
Organism: Capsicum annuum
Lineage: Eukaryota; Viridiplantae; Streptophyta; Magnoliopsida; Solanales; Solanaceae
Product: protein XRI1
Exons: 9
Coding region: 290-1210 (306 amino acids)
Biological process (GO): male meiotic nuclear division; female meiotic nuclear division
Source: RefSeq, a predicted model, not a curated record